AUGAAUGCUAAUGAGACGAAAAAUGGACCGCCUAGUGAAACCAAUGACUACUCGGGACCACCCGGCAUGGAUGUCGGUGGAACUAUUGAGUCUGACUGGAAAGAAGUGGUGGACAACUUCGAUGAGAUGAAUUUAAAAGAAGAAUUGCUGCGUGGUAUUUAUGGAUAUGGUUUUGAAAAGCCAUCAGCUAUUCAACAGCGUGCUAUUUUGCCAUGCAUCAAGGGACAUGAUGUCAUUGCUCAGGCCCAAUCUGGUACUGGUAAAACGGCUACUUUUUCAAUUUCUAUUCUCCAACAAAUCGAUACAAGUUUGAAUGAGUGCCAAGCACUCAUUUUGGCACCAACGCGUGAACUGGCUCAACAAAUUCAAAAGGUGGUUAUUGCUUUGGGCGACUUCAUGAAAGCGGAUUGUCAUGCUUGCAUUGGUGGAACAAACGUUCGUGAUGAUAUGCGUAAGCUGGAUACUGGAUCCCAUGUAGUGGUUGGCACUCCUGGUCGUGUUUAUGACAUGAUUGCUAGAAAAUCACUACGAACUCAAUUUAUCAAGAUAUUUGUUUUGGACGAAGCUGAUGAAAUGUUGUCUCGAGGUUUCAAAGAUCAAAUUAAAGAGGUGUUCAAGUUCCUCGAAGAAGAUAUUCAGGUCAUUCUGUUGUCUGCUACUAUGCCCGAGGAUGUUUUGGAUGUGAGCACUCACUUCAUGCGUAAUCCAGUACGCAUUCUUGUGCAGAAAGAAGAACUAACAUUGGAAGGUAUCAAACAGUUUUACAUCAAUGUUACCAAAGAAGAAUGGAAGUUUGAUACAUUGUGUGAUUUGUACGACACUCUUAGUAUCACCCAGGCUGUGAUAUUCUGUAACACACGUCGUAAGGUAGAGUGGUUGACUGAAAAUAUGCGAUUGAAAACAUUUACUGUAUCAGCUAUGCAUGGAGAAAUGGACCAACGUCAACGUGAGCUAAUUAUGCGUCAAUUCCGUUCUGGCUCUAGUCGUGUUCUAAUCACUACUGAUUUGUUGGCUCGAGGCAUUGAUGUACAACAAGUGUCUCUGGUUAUCAACUAUGAUUUGCCGUCCAACCGCGAGAAUUACAUUCACAGGAUUGGGCGUUCUGGCCGUUUCGGUCGUAAGGGAGUCGCCAUUAAUUUCAUCACUGAAGACGACAAACGAGCGAUGAAGGAUAUUGAAUCGUUUUACAACACUCACGUUCUCGAGAUGCCACAAAAUGUGGCCGAUCUGCUGUAG
Macrosiphum euphorbiae (potato aphid) is the source of this 1236-nucleotide messenger RNA. Lineage: Eukaryota; Metazoa; Arthropoda; Insecta; Hemiptera; Aphididae. The record is from the annotation of a GenBank genome assembly.